Molecule: messenger RNA, 870 nt
Organism: Ooceraea biroi (clonal raider ant)
Lineage: Eukaryota; Metazoa; Arthropoda; Insecta; Hymenoptera; Formicidae
Biological process (GO): DNA integration
Molecular function (GO): nucleic acid binding
Source: RefSeq, a predicted model, not a curated record
AUGGGCCAAAUACCUCUGGCUCAAGUCACACCCUUACGCGCAUUCACUCACACUGGUAUUGAUUAUGCUAGUCCGCUCACGCUCAAAACAUGGAAAGGAAGAGGAGCUAAGACUCACAAGGGAUGGAUUUGUGUCUUCGUCUGUCUCACAACGUCCGCAGUUCAUCUCGAGGUCGUCUCAGACUACUCAACAGACGUAUUCAUCUCAACUUACAAGAGGUUCACAUCAAGACGUGGCAUUCCUCACUCGCUGUACUCAGACCGUGGCACAAACUUUCUUGGAGCUGAAACAUCACUCCAGAAGUUGUUCACACAAAGCACUCAAGAAAACCAGCAUCUCUCAUUCCUGUUCGCUCAAGAUCGCACUCAGUGGAUUUUCAAUCCACCCGCUACUCCACACAUGGGUGGCAAAUGGGAGACAGUGGUCAAAUCAACGAAAUAUCAUCUUCGACGCACCGUAGGUGAAACGUUGCUCACCUUCGAAGAGACCACGACCCUGCUUACUCAAAUCGAAGCGAUCCUGAACUCACGACCUCUCGAACCUCUCAGCGAUGAUCCAGAUGACGUCUCAGCACUCACUCCAGGAUACUUUCUCACCGGAAGUGAUCUCACAACGAUACCUGAGCCGUCGCUCAACGACUUAGCUCUCUCACGACUCUCACGAUGUCAAGUGGGAUCAUUGGUGCUCAUUACAGAUGAGCGAUUCCCACCGUGCAAAUGGCCACUGGCCAGAGUUCUUUUAUUGAUUCCAGGCAAGGAUGGACUUACCAGGGUGGUGACGCUGAAGACGGCCACCACUACUCUCACCAGGCCUAUCACGAAGCUCGCUCUGUUGCCCAGCCCUCACCAGGAUCAAGCUCAACCGACGUAG